This is a messenger RNA of Patiria miniata (bat star), 5786 nucleotides long. RefSeq lists its product as uncharacterized. The transcript is spliced from 2 exons. The record is from RefSeq and is a predicted model, not a curated record. The coding region runs from base 49 to 5085 and encodes 1678 amino acids. NCBI's taxonomy places the organism in Eukaryota, Metazoa, Echinodermata, Asteroidea, Valvatida, Asterinidae.
GAUGAAGCCCCCUUGACCCCAGAGGCUCAAGGCGGUUCAUCAGAAGGCAUGAGCGGGGUCAGUGUUCUCUCCACCUUGCUCUUGUCUGUUCUCCUCAAGCUAGAAGACAGGGAGCACCGCAUCCCUCCUAGUCCAAGAAUACAACGGGAGUCAUCAGUUCCCCGCAAAAAGUGGGUGGAGACAAACGUCUUGACACCGCGGAGCAAGAGGGGUGCGCUUGAGUAUGAUUCUGAGGAGAUGGACCAAGAUGUUGACUUGAUUGAUUGGGUUUUGGUCUGCAAGGACAUAGGUACAGAGGUUCUUUCAGAUGGUGACGCGAUCCCUGGUUGUUACACCACACCACAACGGCAUGAAAGUACUGAUGCAAUCCGUGUUCCAUCCUUCAUAAGUUUUAAGUCUGAAUGUUCUGUUGAGAAGGCAGCCAGAGAUGCAGAGAGUCUGGAGGAGGAAGGCAAGCCUCAAGAAAUUAUCUUGACAUGUCAGACGGGGAGUGGAGACACCAUCAAACCUCACCAUUCGCCGUCCGUCUACCAGGAAUCGGCUAUUCGCAUCGUGAGUGAGGCGCUCUUGAGGGCCAUCGCCAACAUCUUCAUCAACGGCGUCGUCAGGCGCAGCCUCCGAGCCGUUGACCAAACUCGCGGGGGCGCCACGGUCAGGGAGGAAAACUGGAGCAUGUCGACCAACACCUCCAACGGAAACGAUGAUGAUGAUGAGGAAGUGAAACAAGAAAGUGGUGAUCAUUACGGGGCACAAGUUACUUAUGAGACUCCCACGUUGGUAUCAGAGGACAGGAUGCAGACUAAACCAACCAAGGCGAGCGCGAUCUCGGCCGAGUGGCUCCUGGACGUCAACCGACGGAUCGCGGCAAACCAAGUCACCGUGAGCCUCGCCGACAUGAUCCCGCCUAGCGUGGCUUCCAGCUGUGACGUCAGCCGGUGCUCUUCCGUGUCCGUCCUGUCCAGCGGAGACCGCACCCUAAAUGUGAAAGCCACACCGCCGUCCCAGAGUAAACUCCUGUGGAAGAUUGUCCAGAAGACGCGUGACGGUGGCGGCGUCUUGAAGACACUCCAUGAGAAAGCGACUGAGAAACCAAUUGAUGUUAAAGAUUCUCAAGAGACAAAAGCAAAAUUUCAGGAGGACAACUUGAAGGCGGAAAAAGCCAUCCUGCGAGCAAAAUUAUCAGUCGGCUACAAGAAACAUCGGGAGGUUUUUCCGACCGAAAGAGAUACCCUUUUCCGCGAAUCUGAAACCCAAACUGAAGAAGGUCAUUUUGAACAAACAGAUGACCUACACACGACAGUUGACUCCGUUCCAGAGGAAAGAGGAACAACUGACGAGGGCAUGGCGUCUGGUGCGGUUGACGAGGCACCUCAACGUCAAACAAAAGCAAGGAGCCUGCCACCAUCUGCAAACCCCCUCUUGAUUGACGUGGUUUGGCGACACGCCUCUCAUCCGAGCUUCACAUCCCAAGAAAUGAUAGAUCUUAAAGCUUCCUAUGCCAGAGGGAGUUAUGGUGAGAGGCAGCGGGCAGAGGGCGUGGUCAAGUCCGCCCUCCACCGCGCCGUCAGCUCACUGCUGGUCCAUAAAGUGAUAAGUGAUAGCAUGGCGAGUAUAUCAAGCACGGAGCUCUCACAAACUGAUCUGAGAUGCACCCCAUCAUUCAAGACAGCAGUGGCUAAUCUCCCAGGGAGUUCUCUUCACGGUUUCCAGUGGUUCCCUUACCAGGAGGGUGAUCCAGCUGGGCCCUACAAGGUUGCAAGUCCAAGACGCAGUCGUCAAGGUGAUGAGAGGACAAAAGAAGAUGCAUCUCAGCCAACAACAGUUGAUAAACAACAAAGCAGUGAAUCCUCAGACACGUACGUGGAUGCAAGAGACAAGUUCGGAUCAUCGGAUGACCUACUGACCCAGGAUGUCAAAGGUCACACAACCAGCAGUGACGACGAGUUUACUGAUGCCGUCUGCGAAGCAGAGUGUCCCCAUUCGAUCAAGACUAAGACCUCUGACAAAUCCAUCCAGGUUUCUGACAUUGAAAGUCCAAGCCAAGAUGAUGACCAGAAGACAGAACCUGUUCAAUUGGAACUCCCCAUGGAAAGCAUCAACUUCAUAAAGGACCAGUUUAAUGACGUCAAAGCCCUGGUUGCUAAGUACCGAGAGAUGCUGUAUGAACCUGCAGCCGUUGAUGAGGUCGAGAUGAGAGAAAGCGCGGCACAACCGGAUACAAAGUUGAAAAGUAAGCAGAAAACGGGACAAACUAAGGAUAAGAAAAUCGCUGGGAGGCAAAGUCCAGAACAGUUAGAUGAAGACAUGGGAGAUCAGUCGAAGAAGGCUGUGCUUACACAGAACGCCCAAUAUAAGAAGAAAGAUGAGAUGGAGGAACCAUCUACAAGCAAGUCAUCCGAGUUCGGGGACAAGCAAGAAACUCCCAAGGUUAUGAAGUGCGACGAAAAUGAAGAAAACGAGGCAGAUAUGUCAUCAAGUCCAGAUAUAGUUCCUGUUGAGUCCAUCUAUGAAGAAUCGUCCAGCGAGGAUUUGGAAUCAACGCCCAAGUAUAAACCCAGAGUGGAUGCUGAUAAGAGAGGAGCUAAGAGAAAGAGAAAAGAUUUCUCACCGGCCAAAGAUAAGACGAUGACCCCGCGCAAGCUGAGAAAAGGCACCGGCAAACUGAGAACACCGGCCGGGCGUUCGAGGAAGGUAAUGGGUAUCAGGGAGAAAACCACACCGGAUGGGUUUCUGCCAUCGAAAUCAGGGAAAAGAAAAUCGAAUAACUCGCCUCGUUACCCGAAGAAGCAAUACAAGACGCCCCUAAAAUCAAGCAAAUCAGGGAAACACACCGCGAAGAGCCCCAGAAAGGAAAGCACGUCAUCUCCAAAGACAGAAGAAGACAGUUCCCCGGAGUCUGCACCUAAAGUCAAGAAUCGCAUCUCGUUUUUCGAGAAAAUUUCAAGACAUAGAAUGAGUUCAAGUUCCCGCUCGACAGAUAGCUCGCCAAAACCGAACACGCCCGCUAAACAGGCAGUGUCAUAUUUGGAGAAAUUAGAGAAAGUGUCUGCAAGAUCGGCGAAGCAAAAACCAAGAGUGCAGAAACACAAGGAUGAUAAGGACACGGAUGGCAAAAGGCACAUUGAUUUUAAGCAUCUGCGGGAUAAAUUACAUGGCAGUAAGAAAGACGAACGCGAACAGAGAGAUGGUGCUGUCGUUGGGGGAAAGAAGAGCUCAGAGUCUGGGGUGGACUAUUCCCCAGGGAAGGGGAUCUGGACCAACGCUGCUUUCUUCGAAGCCCUCGGGAAGUUGGACGAACCGAAAACGGAAGCUGAAAGGUUGCCAAUCAAAGCGAGGAGAGUUCGGGAGGAGGGACUCUUAGGUGAAAACGUGGCUGGAGGGAAUGAUGCGCCGACAACUAAGGACAAGCGUCUUGGCAUGGAUCGAGCAGCAAAGGCUGGUAAUAAGGUUGUGGCCGAAAGUAGCGUACCAGCUUCGCCAGGGAAGAAGAGGCUUCGGAACAAAAACACCAACAAUCAAGCGCUGAUUGAUCAACUCGUAUCACCUGAUGAUAGUUGUAUCUCAAGCAGUCUGGCAAGUGACGCCAAAAUGGACGAAAGGGAAAACGAAGAUCUUUUGCCGUCAUGUCCCGAGACUAAUGGAAGUGAGGAGCCGUAUUUGACGGCCUUGGAGGAAAAUUGUGAUGAGGUAGUACUUGCUCCGAGUAAAAGUAUUGAAUCGGAAGAUCAGCAGAUGAACCUGGGACUGUCGAACUCAGAGGGACAAGCUGAAGGAUUGUUGGCAAUUAAGGAAAAGAAGAAGGAAAUCAAACUGCCUCAGAAGUCAUCUUCAGAAAGAUUUUAUUCACUGAAGGCCGAAACGACUGAUGAUCUAUAUCUGAGUACAGAAACAGCAAAUGGGCCAUUUCAUUCUUCCUGUGACAGUAUGCACCCAAUUCCAAAGAUAACGUCUAACCCAUCUAGAAAAGCGAGUGAAGAGGUAGAAAAUGCAGCAGCAGACAAACAUUUGGCAAGGGAAGGAGAACAGUUGCAAGAUAAAACAGACCUGGAACAAUAUUCAUCUCCUGGAAUGGUUGAUGAUGUCGACAAACCAAGCGAGGAUCGCACUGAAAAACUAGAAACAAUUAUUGGUGAGGCUGGCGUUGAUCUCAACAGCUUGCUUGAUCCACAUCUGGAUAUGAAUGACAUAAAGGUGAUUAGAAAACUCUCUGAUGAGAGCCAGGAUAAAGAUAGACUCACAAGUAGUCUUAAAGAUGAAGACAUUCCACCUGAAGAAAUGCAAGUUGAAGGAGACCAAUCCUGCCCUCUUUCAUCUUCAAAAGAUCUUGACGACAUCGACAGCUUAAAUAAUGUACUAACUCCCCUAUCGACCAGCUCACCGCGACCUCGUAGAAGUUUCAUGAGCAGUGGUGGCACAUGUUCCAUAAACGGUGACCAAGAGUUGACUGGAAUCACCGACUCUCCUCUCGUACCCAAGAUGGAUGAAGUUCUCAGGUCUCUCAGAAACAACGCAUCCUUUCUCCGUGCGUGCAAUCCUGAAGAUUACCUGGACCCAGAUGCCGAGGAACACUUCGUCACGUGCGACGAUACAGAUGACGACGAGUUACCAGACCAUCUCGAAGACGGAGCCAAGGCUCUCAGCAAAGAUGCUGAUAUCCUAACGGACAUUUCUCAAAAGAGUUCUUAUUACACAGACGCCAUAAGUGAAGAAUAUAUUGCAGGAGUACAAGAUGCGGACUUCCCUGGGAAGGAACCAUCAUCAGAGGGGAAAAGACAUAAGAAGAAAUGGUGGCGGUUUAAAUUCUUUAGGAAGAGGAAGGGAAAGAGCAAGGAGACGAGGGCCUCAACUGUUAAGAAAGCCGGUGAACGGACCGAAACACCUGGCAGCCUUCCUGAUGAGAAACAACAGCAUCCCUCGCCCGCUACGUCCAAGGAUGCGGUUGCCGUGACAACAGUGGCCGAGGCAAUUGACCAGCCACAAACGCCCGCUAGUGUUAAUCUAUCACCAAUGCCUAAACAAAAACGAAAAUUCCUGUUUGGAAGUCUGAGAAAAUCAAAGAAGCACAGAGCCUCAAAAAACUCAUGAGAACUGUUAAAGUCCGGGAACGACUUGGGCAUCGAUUCCCUUUCGAUCUGGACGUCGUGUGCAAAAUGUGUUCCAAGUUGCACCAAGUUAAAUUAGAAGAUGCGGACAAAAGAUAUUUAACUUGUCUGUACAUGUAUAAAUAGCGAAAGUUCUUCUUUAUGAAAAGGUUAUGUUUUUUGUAGGUAACGAUUUAAUUGUGUAAAAAUCCCCAUUUGAUUGCAGCUUUUUCAAUAUCGCCCCAUCCCAGAACCCAGAUUUUCUGAACCACAUUUUGUGACGACUUCAUCGGAGAAGAUAAAAGUCAGAGUAAUUGAAUCCAGAACAAAUUAGAAAAAAAACCAAUGAUCUUAAACUAUUGUUUAUCGAUUUUGUUCAGAUUCAGAACAUAAUUAUUAUUUCAUAGACAAUUUUUUCUUCAAUUGACGAUAAACAGAUUCAUAUUGUAAAACGGAGGCAAACCUGCCAUCGGGACGAAAGGGACAUGGCCUCUAAAUUUGGCAACACAAUACAUUAGUUUUUACAUUUUCUUUAAAUCUUUUAUUUUUUUAUAGAGUACUUAAUAUACAGGUUGAGUAAACAAAACCCGAAACCAAAAUGGCAGGAUCCAUUUUUGAAUGAAGAUUUGCUUGUAGCAGUUUCAAAAUCUAGGAUAUGAAAGCCCAAUCAAUGAGUUUUCUUUUGGUACAAGCAUCAUUCAAAUC